Molecule: messenger RNA, 1994 nt
Organism: Tuber melanosporum (Perigord truffle)
Lineage: Eukaryota; Fungi; Ascomycota; Pezizomycetes; Pezizales; Tuberaceae
Exons: 4
Coding region: 501-1640 (379 amino acids)
Biological process (GO): regulation of intracellular signal transduction; cellular response to L-arginine
Cellular component (GO): cytosol
Source: RefSeq, a predicted model, not a curated record
GUCAACAUCCCAUCCUUCCCCCUCUCGCUUUCCGGAAAGUAUCAUAAAAAGGGCAAAAAAAAGUUCGGUAUCAUACUCCCUGCUCUCUUCCUUUUCCGCUAGCCGCCCUCAACGUUAUACAUAAGACCCCACCGUCCACUUACCAUCGUGACAUACUGGCAAUCAGGAGCAAGGUUGGUUUCCAAAAAUCCUUUUAAUUUUGCCCUCGUUCUUUGUAUUCCCUCCUUACUUGCCCAAUUACUGUUCCACGUUUAGAGCUUCAAUCUUGUUGCUACCGUGCUUGCUCUAGCGCUAUUUCCUAGCUUCCCCCGCUCUUGAAAGGAGGUCUUUUGGCCUUUUCCCCUGGUGGAUACUGGUAGUUGAGGCUUGUCUCGCGAAGGAGAUAUUCAUACCUUUUCGUUAUUUGACUGUGACGGGAGGGAAAGGGAAAGAAAGGGAAAAAAGAAGAAAGGAAAGGGAAAAAAAAAGAGUACAAGUAGAAUCUUCUUUUUAGAAGAUUCAUGACUUGCAUGAGUGCCUCAAUCCAAUUUCUUGAAUGCCGGUUAAGCUUAAUCCAUAUUCCCCUACACCUAUACCCGCAUUUUGUUCAGGCGGUUUUAUCGUUGAUACUUCCCUCGAUAUCCCCGUCCCCGGAGGAUGGGAAGCCAUGGGACGAAGGUUUGGUUCCGGGCUACUAUUCUACUGGAAGAUCUUCGUCCAAAAGCAAAAAUUUUGUCAAUAUCUCAGUGACACCGGUGGAGUGCUCUGUUGUAUGUUCUACCGAGCAGGUGGAAAACCUGUUUGCACCGAUUAUACAAACCCUGUCAUCGAGUCACAGGGAAGAGGUCAGGAUUUCAGAGGACGAGUUUGUUGCGAUUCAGGUUGACGGAGAAGGGCUGGAUGCGGGUCAGAGGGUCUUGGACUUGACUAGUCCAUUGGCAUUGGCCGGAGUCCCCAUAUUCUUUCUCACGACCUAUUUCUCGGAUUAUAUCCUGGUUCCGUCGAAGAACCGUGGCAACGUCACCAAAGCGCUGCAACGACGGGGAUUCGUUUUUGAGAAGCAUACGGAGGCAUUUGUCACGAGCCCUUCGCAUCACCGCAACUCAUCCUCCGCCUCCUCAUUUAAUAUCGCCCCUCCCUCACCACCGCCAACCACAGUCGGUGAACUACAGAUCAAGACGUUUGAAACCCUACGAGGGCAGAGCAUAGUCCCGCAGGUGAACAAAAAUACAAGGCUAGUAUUAUGUGCCGGUAGGCGCUCGGUUAAUAAGGGCAGAGGCAGUGACGAUAGAGGGCUCUACCUGGGGUUGGUCAAAUGUCUCAUUUCAAAGCCUCAAUUCUUGAGCGUCACCUUGACAGACGCGGAGCCUGCAUCUCUUCUAUUGGAGAAGGAGAUGCUCCCUAUAUUUGGCUCUGACAAUGCCCUACUGGGUAGCAAGGAGGACGUGCUCAUCCCCAUCCUUCUGGAUUUGAGGGGUCUUCCUGUGGAUUCUACGGGGAUUGUGUGUGGAGUUGCAGGAAAGUUGGUGGGAGGGACAACAGGGGAGAUUCUGGACAGGACCGAGGCGAUCGAGAUGAGUUACCUGAGUACUGCUAGAGCUGGAACGGUUAUCGUUGCGGAGGAUGAUCUUGCUAGAGCUGUUGCUGCCCUGGGGGUGUAAUUGGGAACCCCACGCUUUCACGUUACGUUAGGUUAUGUUGCGUUUGCCUGGGCAAAUGGAAAAGCGGUCUUCUGUUUUUUCCUUUCUAAAAUUUCCUAUUUGGUCUUUCUUGGGAAGAGGCGGAAAUCUGAUUUGUCGCAUUAGCUCGCUUUUCUUGCUAGAGUGGUUGUCUACGGUAAUUGGUGAGGGGAAGUUUGUAUCGUCUGCUUCUUGCUUUUUUGAUCUUUUCGUUAUUAUUGUUUUAUUUACGAUUUUGAUUACCAUUUCACUUCCUCCCUCCCAAAUGGACGGCGGACAAGCACGAUGCAUGUUCUCUUUCUAUGUAUAUAUUAUAUAUAUUUAACUUUCAUCUCU